Molecule: messenger RNA, 1700 nt
Organism: Hirundo rustica (Barn swallow)
Lineage: Eukaryota; Metazoa; Chordata; Aves; Passeriformes; Hirundinidae
Product: zinc finger and SCAN domain-containing protein 20-like
Exons: 3
Coding region: 148-789 (213 amino acids)
Source: RefSeq, a predicted model, not a curated record
UUCUCCUGCCCGCCCGCUCGGGCCGCAGCUCCGCCGGCCCCGGCAGCAUUGCCCCCUCUGGAACCCACAGCUGAGUGGGGAGGGGGAGCUCACCCCAAAUAUAUCGGGGGCGGGGGUUUUCAGGAGGGUUUUUAUGCGGGGCAGGGGAUGUUUGCAUCGUGCAGGAACCCAGAGCUAAGCCGGAAUGGCCCUAGAGGGGUCUUGGUGGAGGUCCCACGUGGCGAUUGCCUGGCACUGGUGGGCAGAGCGGCAAUAUCGGGGUCGGGGAUCCUCGAGAGAGCCGGGGCUAAACGCGAGAGCCCCGGAGUGUAUAGAGCACAGAGGGGCAAUCCUGGAGCUGGGGGACCCCCCCGGCAGCCUGGAGGAGUGGGGGAGCCUCAAGAUGAGCUGGGACUUACUCCCAAACGUUGGCAGGAUGGAGGAGGAGGACACCACGAGGAAGAGGAAGAUGGCCCAGGAGCCCCAGGCAGCUCAGACUGGAAAGGUUUUUUUAAUCUUCCAAAUUAUAACAUGGAAGGGAUUCCUAGAGAUGCCUGCCUCUCCCUAGCAGAUACCUGUCGUUUCAAACCAAGACAAUGGGGAUCCACCCUGGGCCAGGGAAGCAGCCAGAGAUGCAGCCAGAGCUCAGAACUGUCAGUCCAUGAGCUGCUUCAUGAUUGGGAGAAGACCCACAAGUGGUCAAAAUGUGAGAAGAGCUUCAGCAAGAGAUGCUCCUUGAUCUGCCACUGGAGAAUCCACAGGGGCGAACAGCCCUACAAGUGUGGGGAACGUGGGAAGAGCUUCAGCUAGAGCUCUACCCUCACUGUCCACCAGAUGACCCACACUGGGGAAAGACCCUAUGAGUGUGAUGAAUGCAGGAAGAGGUUUCCCACCAGCACUGCUCAAGCACCAGCAGAUUCAAAUGGAUGAGAGGCCCUUCUGCUGCCCACACUGUGAAAAAGGCUUCAGAGGAACUGCACCCUCAUCAGCCACUGGCACAUCCACACCAAGGAGAUGCCUGACGAGUGUCCAGAGUGUGGGAAGAGCUUUUCAGAGAGCUCUACUCUGACAGCCCACCAGCGCAUCUACACCAGGCAACGGCCCUACAAGUGUUCUGAGUGUGGGUAGAGCUUCUCACAAAGCUCCCACUUGACCCAACACCAACAGAGCCACCACUAAGGGAAGUCCUGCGAGUACCCUUAGUGCAGCAAGAGCUUCAUGCACUGCUCUAGCUCCAUCACCCAUGGGAGGAUCUGCACUGGAUGAUUCCCAUUGACCCUCAGUGGGCAGAGUCCCAGUGAUCCAUGGUGCUGGUGAUCUGUGUUGGGAAGACACCUGGCUGGGGGCUCCACAUCCUCCUGGCUCCCUGUGGGCACCUGGACACAUCCACAGACCAGCAUCAGAAAUCCAUUGUGGAGAGCAGAUUUGCCGACUUCUGAUCCCAGAAAAAUCUUCCUUUUUUCAUCUACUGGUGGCAUCAAGCUAUGCUGCAUAGCCUUGGAGGUCUUCUCCAACAUAAAUCCAUUGUUUCAAUUCUUUCUGGCCCAUGGGCAUCUUCCACAGGCAAAUGGGGAUAAAUGGGGUUAAAACCCACGAUUCUGGAGGCAGUGGCAUGGAAACCACUCCAAAAAAGUUUCUGCCAACUCACUCAAGCAUGUGAAUGCUCUGCCAGCAAUUCCUUUUGAUUUGGCCUUGAAACAAAAUGGUUUCUGUUCAUCUCC